UUUAUACCUAGCCAGGACUCAGUAUCGCGUAGUCAGUGAGGCGGCGUGGUGUGGUGCGGUGUAAACUAGAUCGACAAAAUGGGUUUCGCAGUCAUUUGCCUUUUGGCGGUAAUAUGCAGUUUGCUACACCAAGGUCUAGCGAUCACAUGUUACCAGUGCAACAGUCACAACGACUCCCGGUGCUUGCUGGACAAGCUGCCCGACUCCUUACGGCUGCCGUGCGGGCCCAAGGACACCAUGUGCAGGAAGAUCUCACAGGUUGUGGAGUUCGAGAUGAACGGCAUGCCGCCAGACAGCAGGGUCAUCAGAGGCUGCGGCUGGGAUGAGACCAGCUACAAGGGUCGCUGCUACCAGAGAUCAGGAUUCGGUGGCAGACAAGAGGUGUGCUCGUGCUUACAAGAUGGCUGCAACUCCGCCACCAUGCCAGUCGGGGCGACCGUCCUCAUGCUCCUCACAUUCGCAUUACUGAGGUUCUAGGGUCCCAUCACUCAUAGUCAACCAAACCCAUGUACUUGGUGAGCUUCGGAAUACUUAGUGAAUUGGAUAGGCUUUAAUGAAGCUCUUUGUACCUACACGUAGAUUUGUAGACCAGUCAUGAUUUGAAUUGUGAAUAUCGAAGGGAAUAAUGAUAAAUAAUGUAUUAGAAAUAACGAGUAUUUACUUGUUAAUGUGUAAGAUAAAGAUGGUCAGCACCUUAAGUUAGCGCCAUGUUGUAAAUAGAUGUUAAUGUUCACAAUCUGGCACCUCAGCCGUUGUUCAAGCUAAAGUAAUACUAAUUGUAAAGCGUCGUAGGUCUUAAUCUAGUAAACGGUGACUGCCUUGUGUGGAUGUAUGCAAAGAAUGUCAAAUAGUUACCAUAUCAGUAAUAAUUGCUGUGAAUUUGUUUAGUACGCCGUAACCUUUUUUGUUGUGUUUGUAUUUUGCGAAUGUAUUUAUUAAAAGUUUUUCUUUA
Messenger RNA from Ostrinia nubilalis (European corn borer), 952 nucleotides. RefSeq lists its product as uncharacterized. The transcript is spliced from 3 exons. Lineage: Eukaryota; Metazoa; Arthropoda; Insecta; Lepidoptera; Crambidae. The coding region runs from base 79 to 477 and encodes 132 amino acids. The record is from RefSeq and is a predicted model, not a curated record. Gene Ontology annotation, biological process: positive regulation of voltage-gated potassium channel activity; regulation of synaptic transmission, cholinergic; sleep.